Messenger RNA from Debaryomyces fabryi, 3171 nucleotides. RefSeq lists its product as uncharacterized. NCBI's taxonomy places the organism in Eukaryota, Fungi, Ascomycota, Pichiomycetes, Serinales, Debaryomycetaceae. The coding region runs from base 1 to 3171 and encodes 1056 amino acids. The record is from RefSeq and is a predicted model, not a curated record. The transcript has a single exon. Gene Ontology annotation, molecular function: metal ion binding.
AUGGUUUCCACUGUACUGAAAUCACACUUUGUUAAGCAAACGUCAUUCAGCGUAGAAUAUGCUCCAGCUCAUAUUACUAAAUGGAGAUCAGAGAGAACCGGAUUGCAGGUAACUUACAUAGAUCAGCCAUCACCAGUGGUAAAUGGUUAUUUUGCAGUGGCAACAGAAAUCCCAGAUAACUCAGGGUGUCCUCAUACUUUGGAACAUUUGAUUUUCAUGGGUUCGAAGAAAUUUCCAUAUAAAGGUUUGUUGGAUAACUUAGGUAAUAGAUUUUUCUCUUCUACCAAUGCUUGGACUUCAGUGGAUCAAACUGUGUAUACGUUGACAACUGCAGGUUGGGAAGGAUUUAAAACAUUGCUUCCUAUCUAUUUGGAUCAUUUGUUUAAUCCUACUUUAACAGAUGAAGCCUGUUUAACCGAGGUAUACCAUAUUGACGGAAGUGGAAAGGAAAAAGGUGUUGUUUUCAGUGAAAUGCAAGGAAUUGAAAGCCAAUCAUGGUUUAUCUCGUUUUUAAAAAUGCAACAAACCUUGUAUGCAAAAGAAUCAGGAUACUCAUCAGAAACUGGUGGUUUGAUGUCUGAGUUACGCCAUCUUACGAAUGAUCAAAUCAAAGAAUUUCAUAAAUCGAUGUAUAGACCAGAUAAUUUAUGUGUUGUUAUUACCGGAUCAGUCGAUGAAUCAGAAUUGUUACAUAUAAUGGAGAAGUUUGAUAAUGAAUUAUCUCCAUUACCCUCGGUACCAAAUAAGAGACCCUUUGUUGAUUCUAAGCAUGAUUUACCGUUAUCAGAAACCAUCAUUAAAGAAGUAGAGUUUCCUGAUAAAGAUGAAUCCAUGGGAGAGUUGUUAAUAGCAUGGAUUGGGCCUACAGCUGACGAAACUGUUGUCAAUGUUGCCUUAGAUAUGGUGGGAUCAUUUUUCACUGAUAGUGCUAUUUCUUUAUUUAAUAAACACUUAGUUGAAAUAGAAAAUCCGUUAGCUACUGAAAUAGAUUAUAGCACAGAUGACUAUCUUAGAACGGGAUUAAACUUUACUGUUAGCGGAAUUCCCACUGAUAAGUUGCAUGAAGUCGAUCUUAAAAUCAAAGAAUUAAUUAAAACUCAAACUGAUCCAAAUACUUUAGACUUAGAUUAUUUAAAGCAGGUGUUAAACCAACAAAAGUUAAAAUUUAUUUUUACAACUGAAAAAUCACCAAGUACCUUUUCAAAUAUUGCAAUUUCAGAAUUCAUUUAUGGCAAAACUGAUGGUUCUGAUUUGAGCAAAUGGAGUAAGGAUUUAAGAGAAUAUGAGAUUUUAGAAAGUUGGACUGCGGAGCAAUGGUGUGAAUUAAUUAAAACAUACUUUGUGGACAACAAAUCAGCAACUGUAUUGGGCAAACCUUCCGCAAAAUUAAAUGAAUUGCAAAAGCGUGAAAACAAAGAGCUCUUGAAAAAGAUUAGAGAAAAGUAUGGUAAAGAUGGGUUGAAAAAUUUAGCUGAUAACUUGGAAAAAGCUCAAAUAAAGAACGAUACACCUAUUCCUGAUUCCAUCUUAACCCAGUUUGGAAAACCUGACCCCUCUAAAAUUUCCUUUAUUAAGACAAGCUCAUAUAAAAGUGGUUCCAAUGAUAUUGAAACGGAUUAUAUCAAGGAUGACCACUUUGAUAAUUUAUUGAAAAAGGAUUGUCCUGAAAAUUUUCCUAUGUUUUUCCAUCUUGAAGACUUUAAAUCCCAAUUCACAACUAUUAACUUAGUCAUGUCUUCGACUAAAGCAGAUCCUUCAUUGUUACGUUACAUGUCAAUUUUGGAAGAAAUAUUUUCGUUUCCAAUUAAAUUACCAUCGGGAGAAUACAUUCCUUAUGAAGAAGUUAUUUCGAAGAUUAAUGAUGAUUUGAUCGAAUAUCAAUUAGACAACGGUUUUGAUAGUCAAUUCUUAGAGUUGCUUAAUGUCAAAGUCAAAUUUGAAACAAAGAAUUAUAACAAAGCAAUUGAAUGGUUAUUGUAUGUGUUAAAGUAUUCUGUAAUCGAGAAAUCUAGAAUUAAGGUUAUUAUUGAAAAAAUUAUUAAUUCUUUACCAGACAAGAAAAGGAAUGGCGAAUUGAUGAUGUACUCUUCUCAAUACAGAACAUUGUUUAAUGAUUCUUCAUUAAGAAAGGCCCAGGAUUGUCUUAAUACGGAAGAAUUCUAUAAGGAAUUACUCCAGAAGAUUAAUGACGGAAACUUUCAUGAGAUUGAACACGACUUAAAUAAGUUGAAGAACCAACUUUUUAAUUUGAGCAACUUCAAAGUAUUUGUUGUUGGUAACUCCAGUUCGUUACCUACACCAAUUUCUUCUUGGACUAAAUUUGCUAGCGAUUUUAAAGAUAGCGAUAAGUACGUAUUAGAAUCUUUUGAAAAGAUGCCUCGCUCUUUUCAAUUUAAAUCUGAUGUUGGUGUGAAAUGUUCUGAGAAAGCCUUUAUAGUUACCACACCAGCAACUGAAUCAACUCAUUUGAUUUCAUCGACCCCAAUUCCAACUGACUACAUGGAGAAAGAUAUUUUUAAAAUAGCUCUCGCAAGUGAAUUCUUGACUGCUGUUGAAGGACCUUUCUGGAGAGGUAUCCGUGGUGUAGGAUUAGCAUACGGUGCUAGUAUCCGCCGUAAUAUUGAAACUGGUUACUUGAAUUUCUCGAUCUACAGGGGUGCUGACGCAGAACAGGCAUGGUUAACAGGUAAAAAAAUUGUUGAUGAUUAUAGUAAUGGUACUUUGAAAUUUGAUACUGUUAGUAUAGAAAAUGCAGUCGCGGCAAUUGUAAAUGAGUUAGCAAAUGGUGAAUCUAAUAAUUAUGAUGCGGCUAAUUGCAAAAUCUCGGAUAAUCUUUUCAAAAGAAGAGGUCCAAACUACGGUAAUCACUUUUUGAACGAGUUAAACAAAUUAACUGCAGAGGACUUGGUGUAUGUUACAAAAAAAUACUUCCAACCUUUAUUUAAUGCUAAAAAUUCUGUUUUAUUUACCUGCUUGCCUCCUGCAAAGGCUGAAAGCUUUGAAAGGUUUUUAUCUGCUCAAGGUUAUAAGACUACAAUUGAGGAAAUAAAUGCUGAUGUGGAAAGCGACUGUGAAAGUUGUGAUGAUAGUGGAGAAGAAAGUGAAGAAGAGAGUGAAGAAGAAAGUGAAGAUGAAAGUGAAGAUGAAGAUGCUAUGGUGACUGAUAAAUAG